AUGAACCCUCUCGGGCAGGCCUUGGGCCUGCGUUCCGGGACGGCCCUGCGCGGCGCUGUGCGGAUAGCCGCGACAGCAGUUCCGACGGCGACGAGCAUAACCCGGCAGCCGGCCGAUGCGGCGACGAGGCCGUACGGAUAUAGUUUGGGGAAUGGGGCCUGGUCGCUCGUCGGGGCGCGUCAUGGCGUGCAUGCCUGGACGACGGGUGCCGGUGCUGGUGCUGGACCUGCUGGGAAUGCGUUUGGCGUGCCGCAGGCGAGAAGCUUCUUUUCGACGAGCUCACUGGGGUCGAUGGCCUCGAAAUGGUCUACGUCGUCAGCGAGUUCCAAGGAGGAAGCUACGGACGAGGUCGGUCCAGCCAUCGAACUCGGAUUGUUCUCAACCCAAAUCAUGGCCGACCGCGAUAUUCUCCCCAGCAACCUCAAGCCCACCCACUAUGCCCUCUCCCUCCGAGAUCUCGAGUUCCAGAACUGGACAUACAAGGGCACCGUCGACAUAAAUGUCGAAAUCACAGAGCCUACCAAGGAGGUUGUCUUGAACGCCCUCGAGAUCAAGCUUUCCGGUGCCAAGGUCACCCACGAUGCUGGUCAGGUUGCGUCCUCGACCAAUUUCUCCUACGAUGAGAAGGCUCAGCGCGCCACCAUUACCUUUGACGAAGAGCUUCCCACACUCUCUAAGGCCGUGUUGUCGAUCGACUUCGAAGGUAUCAUGAACAAUGAGAUGGCUGGUUUCUACCGAAGCAAGUACAAGCCCGUCGUCCCCGCCUCCGCCUCGGUGCCCCGCGAUGACGACUGGCACUACAUGUUCAGCACCCAGUUCGAGUCGUGCGACGCACGCCGCGCUUUCCCCUGCUUUGAUGAGCCCAACCUCAAGGCCACCUUUGACUUUGAGAUUGAGAUUCCCGAAGACCAGGUCGCUCUCAGCAACAUGCCUGUCAAGGAGACCAGGAAGACCAAGGAUGGCUGGCACAUGGUUUCCUUCGACACCAGCCCCAUCAUGAGCACUUAUCUGCUCGCCUGGGCCGUCGGUGACUUUGAGUACGUCGAGGCCUUUACCGAUCGCGAGUAUAACGGCAAGACCAUUCCUGUUCGUGUCUACACGACUCGCGGCCUCAAGGACCAGGGCCAGUGGGCUCUCGAGCACGCCCCCAAAAUCAUUGACUACUUCUCGGAAAUCUUCGACAUUGACUAUCCCCUUCCCAAGUCCGAUCUCUUGGCCGUCCACGAGUUCACUCACGGCGCCAUGGAGAACUGGGGUCUCGUCACCUACCGCACGACUCAGGUCCUCUUUGAUGAGAAGAAGUCGGAUGCGCGGUUCCGCAACUCGGUCGCCUACGUUGUCGCCCACGAGCUUGCUCACCAGUGGUUUGGCAACCUGGUCACCAUGGAUUGGUGGGACGAGCUCUGGCUCAACGAGGGCUUUGCCACCUGGGUCGGCUGGCAAGCCAUUGACCACAUCCACCCUGACUGGAAGGUGUGGGCUCAGUUCGUCAACGAGGGCAUGGAAUCUGCCUUUAAGCUUGACAGCAUCCGCGCUAGCCACGCGAUUCACGUUCCCGGUGUCUCCAACUAUCUCAAGAAGCAUGCUUACGGAAACGCCAAGACUGAGGCUCUCUGGGAGGCCCUCAGCGAGGCUUCUGGCCAAGACGUCACUGCCCUCAUGGGACCUUGGAUCUCCAAGAUUGGCCACCCUGUCAUCAACAUUGAUGAGUCCACCCCCGGCGAGAUUACCGUCCGUCAGUCGCGUUUCCUCUCCACCGGCGACGUGAAGCCCGAGGAGGAUGAGACCGUUUGGUGGGUCCCGCUCUCGAUUGAGGGGAAGACCGGAUCCCAGGGCAUCCAAUCCCUGGCACUUACUACCAAGGAAGAUACGAUUACCGGCAUCGAUGACGACUUCUACAAGCUCAACUCUGGCGCGACGGGCUUCUACCGCGUCAACUACCCCUCUCAGCGCCUCGAGAAGCUCACUACCCAGCUCGAUCGCCUCAGCGUCGAGGACAAGAUUGCCAUUAUUGGUUCCACCGCCGAUUUGGCCUUUAGCGGAUAUGGCACUACUGCCUCGCUUCUCUCUUUCGUUCAGGGCUUCUCCAAGGAGACGAACAACAUGGUUUGGAGCCAGGUUCUUGACUCUAUUGCCCGCGUCAAGGGCGUCUUUGGAGAUGACCCCGCCAUCCGUGCUGGUUUGGAGAAGUUUACCAUCAAACUCAUCAGCGCCGCCGUCGACGAGAUUGGCUGGGAAUUCGCCGAGGACGAACAGUACCUCACCUCCAUGCUGCGAAAGCGCCUGAUUGGCACCGCCGGCGCCAACGGACAUCCUGGCGUCACCCUUGAGGCUCUCAAGCGUUUCAACGCUUGUGUUGCCGUAAAGAAUAACCCUGCCAAGGCUGUAGAGGUAUUGAAGGAUGAAUGGUUCAAUACCAAGUCCAUUGACGGCAAGACCAUUUGCCUUGCUGGCCUCGGCAGCGUCAAGGAUGAGUCCAUCAUUCGCGACAACCUGCUCCCCUUCCUUUUCAACAUCUCGCCUCCGGCCCCCGUUUCGGAGUCCGUUCCCUCGGCUGACAUGCACGUUCUCGGAGUCGGCUUCGCCUCCAACCACAUUGCCCGUGGUAUCCAGUGGAAGUACCUCCAGGAUAACUGGGAUGCUUGCGUAACCAAACUAGGCAACCCUAUUGUGCUUGACCGUUUUAUUCAAGUGUCGCUUCCUGGGUUCACCGACUCGGCGUCCAUCGACGAGAUUGACGCCUUCUUCGCCGACAAGGAUACCAAGGCCUUUGACCGUACUCUUCAGACUGUCAAGGACAAGAUUCGCGGUCGUGUGGCGUACCGCUCGCGCGACAUCGAGCCCCUGCGUGAGUGGCUCACCACCAACGGAUACAUGGCCUAA
Messenger RNA from Parascedosporium putredinis, 2883 nucleotides. Lineage: Eukaryota; Fungi; Ascomycota; Sordariomycetes; Microascales; Microascaceae. The record is from the annotation of a GenBank genome assembly.